AUGCAUAUGUGCUAUGAGAGACCGCCCGCUGUGGUGACCGCUCUGAACGGGGGCAUUGGGUACGACAAGUGGGACCGUGGCGGGGGCGACGGUCGCGCGUCGUGGGCGGGUCGCGACGCUCGCGACACACGCGACACCCGUGACACUCGCGACACCCGCGACAGAGAGCGCGACAGGGAGCGCGAGCGACAGGCGCGCGCGCACCAAAUGUCACAGUCGCACGCGCCAGAACCUGAUGCCUCGUCACUGUUCCCCGCACCAUUCAGGGUGACCAACAAGGACCGCGUCAGUCAGCAGAUUCAGAUCAAGCUUGGUGACUACCGGCUCGCCCAGACCCUCAUCGACGACCCCAGCAAAUCCAUCGGAAUAUGCGCCGAGCCAGCCAGCCCAGCGCCCUGUCACCCGUCCCGACGCGAGAAUGAAUUUAAGAAACCCGCCCACGCACCACAAAAUGGCCGGGUUUACCACCGACCUAACAUCUACAAUAAGAACGAGGGUCUGAAUAGUUCCGGUGUCCCUGUUCAUCGUCCACCUCCCUUACGGAUACCAAACGGUAUUCAGUCACAGGAGAUGAAAUCACUGCCGACACCACUGUCAGUGAUAGCAGCGACGCCGAGGAAAGAGCAAGAAAACAAAUUCAUAUUCAAUCCUUACACAAAUAAGGUGCAAGAGAAUCCUCAGCUAACAAACAACGGUCUCAAAACACCUAUCACUAAACCCUCGGUGAAUGUCAGUAAUGUCGGUAUCAAAAGGCAUUGGGUGCAAGAAGUUGGACGGUUGUUCCAUCCUAACAAAUUGACUCCGCCUAUGGACGGAUUGUGA
This is a messenger RNA of Danaus chrysippus (African queen), 822 nucleotides long. The record is from the annotation of a GenBank genome assembly. Lineage: Eukaryota; Metazoa; Arthropoda; Insecta; Lepidoptera; Nymphalidae.